Messenger RNA from Phytophthora infestans T30-4, 1998 nucleotides. RefSeq lists its product as uncharacterized. The transcript is spliced from 2 exons. The record is from RefSeq and is a predicted model, not a curated record. Bases 1 to 1998 code for a protein of 665 amino acids. NCBI's taxonomy places the organism in Eukaryota, Oomycota, Peronosporomycetes, Peronosporales, Peronosporaceae.
AUGACAACUGUGCGCAAUGGCCCGCGGCUGAGCUUGCUGGUCCGAGUUAAUGAGGACACACACUUCACACCGACUGCCGUUCGACUGUGGUGGAUCGGUCUCCUGAGCCUGCACCUUGUUGGAGGACUAUUCUUUGGACUCGUCUUCGCAGCUUACUGGAAUAUGCCCGGUCUUGCCGUCACGACGUUCUUGGACUUCUACCAGAUCGGCAUGAAGUCCGAAAAUUUUCGCGCGAUUGCUGCCACACAUGGCGUUAUUGCCGGCUUGCAUGUCUUCUCAGCUCUGACAAUGAUAGCGAGAUCACUUCGGAACAAAAGGCUAACCUUCCGAAUAUUUUGUCGUCGGGGCUUCUUCGGAUCAGAGGGGCCUUACUACGAUUUAUUGCUCCUCUGCCGUGAAACGAUCGAGACGACUUUACAGACGAGUCAAGGACUUCGAAUGAGUCGGAAUGUCCCUCGACUGUGUCUCAAUCGCUUCUACGUUGCUCUGCUCGUGAUAAAUUGCUGGUGCACUGCACUGGUGCAUCACACGUUUCGACACAACAAGACCAAGAUGCGAUUGGUUGCGCUGUUGAGUGAUUGUUUUCUUGACCUCGUGACUUCCGUUGGGAUCCCUUUGCUUCUCGUUAUCUCGUAUGCGCAGGAGUUUGACGUCGCUACUGGGAACUUUAAUAUCUUACGCUGGUUCCAAGACAGAUGGCUCGUUAAUGCUAUGAACGAGUUCAACAUCAUUCUCAUCUUGUCGUGGAGCGAUCUAGCCACUCGAAUGGUCUUUGCGGUAAGUAUGCUAAGCAACCUGAACACGAUGGAAGUCCUGAUGACUGCAGUCACCACCAAAGACUCCAACAACACACCUACUAACCCGCGGGGAGCUACGAUUGCUCCAUUUGACAAGCAAAACGCUACGAACCAGACACAAAAUGUAGCUGCUGUGUGGACGGAACGAGUAGCAAGCUCGAGAUUGUUACGAUUCGCAUUUUUCUGCUGGGGCAUAGUCAUUCUCGGUGUCCACAUUCACGCUGAGGCGAACCCGAUGCUCCCACAAUGUCUAGUACAAGUCCGUCCAUGGGGGAUUUCGAAACCAGCGUGCUCUCUCGUCCUGUUGAACUGUAUUACAGACGCUACCGAUGGGGAGAAUGAGCAAGUUGCUGCUCAGUGGAAUCAGUUUGACGCGCAUUCGGUAAAGGCGUUGCUAGUUCGAAAUUGUCCAAGGCUAACAGUACCACCAAUAUUUACGACCUUCUAUACACUUCAGACAUUCAAAGUGUAUAACACAACGAUUGUCGAAUGGAAGGAAGAUGCAGCGCUCAACCAGGUCGAUCAUCCUAUGAUUCAGGCCGUAAUGUUCAUACGAGUGAAUGUUACAAAUGGAGAGCUCCCUCCAGGGUUGCUUUCCCCAACUUUCCCACCAACACUUAAUAUUAUCGGCUUUGUCGUGUCCAACCUGCGGGUAUUCCCAGAUGAUCUGCAUACAAAGUGGCCUCGCUAUGCUACGAUUCAUCUAGAUACGACACAGUUUACGGAAUUUCCAGAUACACUGUGGAAGAUACGGCCGACUGCUCUGAUGAUGCCUUAUACUCCGAUCGAAAGAGUCCCCAAGGAACUGUUUGAACUGGAAGCAAUGUGGUAUUUGGAUCUGGCAGGUACCAAGCUUUCUGCUUUACCCGAGGACGUGCCGUUACUGAUAAAUCCUCUGGUUGGUAUCAACUUGGGAGGAACCAAUAUCUCGUCAUUCCCGUCGUGGAUCGAUCCGUGGCUUGAGCGAAUGGCAAAUCCACUCUCCCCACCUCUAGCAGCAUCAGGGUCUCCGUACUGCUUCGAACGUGAACAAAUCUUUGCUGGCAACCGGACUGCGUUUUCAGCAAUGAAAUCGAAUUCUAGUAUGUUGAUGCAGUCAACCGAGGCGAACCGACCGUUUCUAUCGAAUGCUGUCAACUGCCAACCGUGUUUCCUUUAUCGAUUUGCACUUGCAUUCGAGGAUACAUUCCAGACCCUUUGA